Messenger RNA from Venustampulla echinocandica, 1590 nucleotides. RefSeq lists its product as uncharacterized. The transcript has 3 exons. The record is from RefSeq and is a predicted model, not a curated record. Gene Ontology annotation, biological process: protein folding. Gene Ontology annotation, cellular component: cytosol; chaperonin-containing T-complex. Gene Ontology annotation, molecular function: ATP-dependent protein folding chaperone; ATP hydrolysis activity; ATP binding. The coding region runs from base 1 to 1590 and encodes 529 amino acids. Lineage: Eukaryota; Fungi; Ascomycota; Leotiomycetes; Helotiales; Pleuroascaceae.
AUGGCAUCCUUCAACCCCACCCAAAUCUUUGAUGAUGGCACUACAGAGGAGAAGGGCGAGAAUGCUCGUCUUUCAGCAUUUGUCGGAGCUAUCGCUGUUGGCGACCUGGUAAAAUCUACUCUGGGACCAAAGGGUAUGGAUAAGAUAUUACAGUCUGCUUCAACUGGUGAAAUUUUGGUCACCAACGAUGGUGCUACGAUUCUCAAGGCUAUAGCUCUCGACAACGCUGCCGCAAAGGUCCUCGUGAAUAUCUCGAAGGUUCAAGACGAUGAGGUUGGAGAUGGAACUACUUCUGUUACAGUCUUAGCUGCCGAGCUGCUACGAGAGGCGGAAAAGUUGGUUGACAAGAAAAUCCAUCCCCAAACGAUCAUCGAAGGCUACAGAAUAGCGAGCCACGCCGCUCUGGCAGCCUUAGAAAAGUCUGCCGUUGAUCACAGCAACAACACCGAAGCCUUCAAAAAAGAUCUCCUAGCGAUUGCAAGGACGACCCUGAGCUCCAAAGUCCUGUCGCAAGAUCGGAAUCACUUUGCGGAGUUGGCGUGCGAUGCGGUCUUACGACUGAAAGGUUCUGCGGAUCUCAGCCACAUCCAAAUCAUCAAGAAGGCAGGCGGAAAGCUCAACGACUCCUAUCUGGAUGAGGGGUUUAUUUUGGACAAGAAGAUUGGUGUGAACCAACCGAAACGUCUUGAGAAUGCCAAAAUCCUGGUCGCCAACACGGCUAUGGAUACUGAUAAGAUCAAAAUAUUUGGAGCCCGUGUGAAGGUGGGGUCUACUGGGAAGCUGGCAGAGCUCGAGAAGGCCGAGAAAGACAAGAUGAAGGCGAAGGUCGAUAAGAUCAAGGCACAUGGCAUAAACUGCUUCAUUAACCGACAACUUAUCUACAACUGGCCUGAACAACUCUUCGCAGAUGCUGGAAUUAUGUCAAUCGAGCAUGCAGAUUUCGACGGCAUAGAACGACUAGCAUUGGUGACUGGGGGUGAGAUUACAUCGACAUUUGAUAACCCAGAACAGGUGAAGCUCGGCCACUGUGACCUGAUCGAGGAGGUCAUUAUUGGGGAAGACACUCUCCUCAGAUUUUCUGGGGUUGCAGCUGGUAAAGCUUGUACCAUCGUUCUCAGAGGAGCCACAGAACAACUCCUUGAUGAAUCCGAGAGAUCACUACACGAUGCUCUAGCUGUACUAUCACAAACCGUCAGAGAGCCAAGAACCACAUUAGGAGGUGGAUGUGCCGAGAUGCUGAUGGCCAAGGCUGUUGAGGGUGCCGCAUUGAAGGUAGAUGGAAAGAAACAGAUUGCUGUUGGAGCCUUUGCGAUGGCUCUCCGACAGUUGCCCACCAUCUUGGCAGACAACGCCGGGUAUGACUCCAGCGAUUUAGUUGCCAAGCUUAGAACUGCCAUCUACGAUGGUAUGUCCACUUAUGGACUGGAUUUGCUCACCCCAGGGGGUGGAAUUGCCGAUAUGCGAGAGUUAGGAGUAAUUGAAAGCUACAAGCUGAAGAGAGCUGUGGUCUCAUCUGCCUCCGAGGCAGCAGAGCUUCUUCUCAGAGUAGACAACAUCAUCCGGAGUGCACCAAGGAAAAGAGAGAGGUGA